This is a messenger RNA of Epinephelus lanceolatus (giant grouper), 1732 nucleotides long. It is a transcript of the gene slc10a7, whose product is annotated as solute carrier family 10 member 7. Gene Ontology annotation, cellular component: plasma membrane. Lineage: Eukaryota; Metazoa; Chordata; Actinopteri; Perciformes; Serranidae. The record is from RefSeq and is a predicted model, not a curated record.
CUCUGUUUUGUGACAGAUAGAAGCUCCAGAGAAGAAGCUGAGGAGUUGUGAAACUUCGGUCCGGCUGGUGAGACCAGGACCGGGCGGACUGAUCGGGAGAACCCGGGGCUGAACCAUGGGCCUGCUGGCGAGGGUGCGGAAGGAAUGGUUCAUCAUCGGGAUCGUGCUGGUCAUCUUAUCGGCCAAACUGCAGCCCAGCGUCGGUGUCAGAGGAGGUCCGUUAAAGCCAGAGAUCACCAUCGCGUAUGUCGCCGUCUCGCUCAUUUUCUUCAACAGCGGCCUGUCAUUGAAAACAGAGGAGUUGACGAGUGCGCUGCUUCACGUUCGGCUCCACCUCUUUGUGCAGUCCUUCACGCUCAUCUUCUUCCCGCUGGUCAUCUGGCUGCUGCUCAAAGUGCUCGCACUCACCGCCAUCGACCAGUGGCUGCUCAGAGGGUUACAAACCGUGAGCUGCAUGCCCCCUCCGGUCUCGUCAGCUGUUAUUCUCACCAAGGCUGUCGGAGGCAACGAGGCUGCUGCCAUCUUCAACUCAGCGUUCGGAAGCUUCCUGGGAAUCAUCGUGACUCCAGUGCUGCUGCUGCUGUUUCUCGGCUCGUCAUCCUCCGUUCCCUUCUCCUCCAUCUUCUCUCAGCUCUUCAUGACCGUGGUGGUUCCUCUGAUCCUGGGUCAGGUGUGUCGUAGUUUCCUCAGGGAGUAUCUGGAGCGGCGGAAGCUUCCGUUCGGCACCGUCAGCAGCGCCGUCCUGCUCAUGAUCAUCUACACCACCUUCUGUGACACCUUCAGUAACCCCAACAUCGAGCUGGACCCCACCAGCCUGCUGAUGGUCAUCCUCAUCAUUUUCUCCAUCCAGCUCAGCUUCAUGCUGCUCACGUUUGCCUUCUCCACCAGGUCAGGAUCAGGAUUCAGCCCUGCAGACACUGUCGCCAUCAUGUUCUGCUCCACACACAAGUCUCUCACUCUGGGUAUCCCCAUGUUAAAGAUCGUGUUUGAGGGCUACGAGCAUCUCUCUCUGAUCUCAGUCCCUCUGUUGAUCUACCAUCCGGCUCAGAUCCUGCUCGGCUCCGUCCUCGUACCGACCAUCCGCAGCUGGAUGACCAGUCGGCAGAAGUCUAGUCUGUUGUUGAGAUAGGGCCGCAUUCCAACACUGCUGCCCAGAGCGGUGAAACUGUCGACUCUUCAGCCCAUCUGACGAGGAGGAGACAAGCGUUUUGGUGCACAAGUGUGCAAAAGCGGAAGAAUACAGUAGUAUGUGCCUUAUUACAAACAACAGAGACCUCAGCGCCAUGGACGGAGUGAGGCGCACCAGUCGCCUUGAUAUUCUCAGUUUCUACGACAACGAAAAGCUCAUAUUUCCAUCAUAUAUAUUCCUUUAUAUUUAAAAGAAUCCACAAGAUUUAUUUUUAUAUAAAAUACCCAAAAAUUCCUGCAGAAAGAGGACAGCUGUUUUCCUUAAAGACAAAUGGAGUGUUUGGUUGGAAAACAGCACCUCGCAGCAGGAACAUGAAUGAAAGAGUUACUGGGACCAUUCUUUUUUAUGUUUCUUGCGAUUUUCUACUUUUUUUCUACUCUACUUUUAUCCGAGCUGUCACUGCCAGAAAAUGUGGACACUUGUCACAUUUAUGUUGUUGACUGAAACGAAAUAAUGCUGGAUUGUCUGAAAUUUAAUAUACAGUUUAAUAAUGAGGGUUGUUUUUCUGUCACUUUCUAAGAUAACACUUGUGUUUGUUGACAA